AUGGGCUUUGACACACGACGACCACCCCUCCCCGCCCCGACAGAACCCUCGACUCUCAGUGCCGCAGACCACGAAGACAGCACUCUCCGCGACGACGUCGACACCAACGUCUCCGCGCGCACCGACAGGACUUCCUACAGCAUCCCCGAAGACGGCACGCCCGUCACCAUCAACACCACCAAGGCCUCGCUCCACAAGAAGUACCCGAGCCAGACGAGCCUGCUGAUCGAGUACUUUGAAGCCGGCAAGGAGAACGGCAAGACGCGCUCCCGCCCCAGCGUCCGCGUGAGGGUCACGCCCAGCUCGCGCAAGAAGAGCCGCCACGGCAUCGACCAGGUCCACCUUACCCAGACCGCCAAGAACAGCAGCAAGCCCUCGUACACCCGCCGCAUCUCGCUGCAGCAGAAGAGCCGCGACGAAGUCGUUCAGACGCACACCCAGGAGUACUCGGACGGCUCUACCGUCUCGUCGCUGCCGCCGGUCGACAUCGAGGUGCUGAACACCGGCAGCGACCUGUCCAGCAGCGGCGCUCGCUUUAUCCCCAUGACGUCCGACAUCUCCUCCAUGCCCGCCGACAGCAUGCUGGAGGGCACACCAGAGAUCAUGCCGCCAGGGCGCCGGCGAAGCAGAAGCCUCGAGAGGGACACCGUGCUCACCGACUCCAACGUCGCCGAGUCGCCAGAGAUGCUCAAGGCGCCGAAGCACCAACGAAGUAGGAGUCUGAGCAAGGACCGCAUCACGCAGCGCGUCAUGGAAAAGCUGCAACAACAGCAACAGCAACAGCAACAGCAACAGCAACAGGCCCAAGCUGAGACGUCCUCGAGCAGGACAAGAAAGACUGAAAAGAUUGGCAGGGAUGCGCUGAGUUCGCCCCGCAAGUCGUCUCGGAGACGAAGCAAGGAUCCCCGUGAGGAGGAGUUUAGCACUAUCAGCGCCACAGAGUCUAGUCUGCUCUCUUCCAACGCUGACCGCCGAUCUGGCAUUGCAUCUGUACGGUCAGGUGUCUCCGGCACUUCGUCCAUCAACAACCCCAAGCUGCUCGCUACCGUCGAGGAUGCUAUCCGGCGAUUGAUUCUGCCUGAGCUGAAUGCCCUGAAAGAGGAAAACCGCACGUCCAAGAACAGGGACAAGUUCGAGCGCAUGUCUCGUGACAGCGGCGCCACAUACGAGACCGUCGAGACGGCAAGCUCGCGCGAUCCGUCCGCAUCAAGGCGGCGUGUCUCCAAGUCGUCGAGCGUACCGAACAUCCACGGCAGCAAGCCCAGAGUUGUACUCAACCGCGACGAUGAGAACUCGGGCGAGAUCCUCUCUGGUAACUCGAGCCGCAAGGAACGCAGAUCGAGCCGAGGCUCAACCUCUGAUCGCAGCUAUGCAGAGUCAACGUCCAAGACGACGACUACACGAGAGAAUUCACACAAGAGAAGGAGCGGCCGCGCUGCACGAGAGGCGGAAAUUGCUGCUCUUGGUGCAUCAGGGCUUACUGCUGCGGCUUUGAAGAAGCAUACUUCUCGCGAAGAAGAAGUAGAAGAGCGCAAACAUAGGAAGAAGCACUCUUCUCGGUCCAGUCGAAGCCGGUCCACGAGCGUAGCAGAAAGCGCAGAGCAGGAGGAGUUCGUGAAAGAUGUGCCGCCUCUGCCGUUCAUCCAGAGCGAGCUUCAGGGCUCUGAGUUCACUCGCGAUUCGAUUCUGUCCGCCGAGACUGAGACAAAAGGUCGUUCGAGGUCGACAUCGAAAUCAUCUAACACUACGGGUGCAGAGACACCGCUGCGAGAAGUGCCGCGCGGGUAUGCUUCGCCGACACCGCACACACCCACCAGGACUACUCCGGCUGCUCUGCAACGUACCAUUCGCACUUCGCAUAGCAACCACUCGAUCGAGGAUGUUCGAUUGAUGUCUCCCAUUAGUGACAGGAGCUACGGAUCAAGAUCGAGAGGCGUUGGUCCAGCAAGCCUGGAAGCGGCAGCGGCAGCCAAGGCUCGAGCCAUUGAGCGCUCGGAAACACAGGCGUCACACUACGAGAUUAUCGACACCACACCAACUCGAGGCCUCAGUCCUAUCCAGAGCGAAGCCAGCUACCGUGAAGAUGUGCACACUACUGGCUCGCCCAGGCAUCUGCGAACCGUACACAGCAACGCAUCUGUGUCAUCGCUAGGAAGGCAAGUGGAGAGACAACCAUCAAACCUUUCCAUUGGGACCUUGGAGUCGACCGCAAGUACCAAAGCAGCCCGCACACGCAAGCGACCGCAGGGUGUUAACCUCGAGAGCGUGAGAUCCGCCAUGGGCUCUCCUCAAACGCCCAAAACUCCCCGAGAUGCAGAACUGUUCUUUGAACAAAACCAUGAACAGAAUGAGAUGUACCGAAGGGAGCUAGAAGAGAGCUCUCAGCUUUCGGAGAACUAUCCUGACAACUUCAACCGCAUGACCAACUACACCGACGACAGCGAGGGCGUGCAGUAUCUUGAUCACGAGCAGAAAAUUGACCUCACACACCAAGACAUACGGAGGGUCGGCGCCAGUCCCGAGUACGUUCAUACCCCACUUGCGGUCGAGUCUGCUGUUGCUUCGCUGCAUGACCCGUCUACUAUCAGUGUUCGCUCUUCAGCUGUGUCGAGCCCUCUCAGGGAACCGAUGUCAAGUCCACUGAAGAAGAGCCGCUUGUCGCAAGUCAGCCCGGCGCCAAGCCAAGACCAGAUCUUGCACAUUCAAGCGCAUGAGAUCCCCAGUGGAGAGCGAUGGGGUGCGCUUCGUGAAAAGGCUGAGGCUUUGGCUCAUCAGCCACACCCGGCAGACAACUCGCCCAGGCAGAGCAUUGCUCAGUCGUUCGACGAGCAGCCCGAGAUGCAUCACAGCGCCUUCCCUGUUCAGGACCACAUGAUGCCUGAGAUUGGGUAUGGUAUAGACAAUGAGUCUGAGAUCUCGACAAACCCUUCGAUCAUCCAAGGCCCACUCAAUGGAGGCGACGGAUACUACGACCGCACUGAGGAGCUGAUGCACCGUCAAGAGGAGCGUGAGCACGCAUCUACUCGCCAAUCUAGCAGAAACUCGUUCAACAAGGGUGCCGCACUUGGCGUGGGAGCCGGCGCAGCUGCUGUAGCCGCUGCCGCUGCCGCUGCCCAUCAUCUGCACAACCGCAGCCCAUCAAUCGAUGAACAGCACCAGGCCACCGUAGAAGACGACUACGAGUCCUACACGGGUGAAUCAUUCGCUGGUCAAGACGAGCAGCCUGGCUACGCGCAAAGCAACCGCACGCCUCUAUCCGGUACGACUGGUUGGAAAGACGAGGGCUACCAAUCAGCUAACCAACGUGAAGGCUACACGCCUCAAAACCGCAAUCACUCAAAGGUCUUUGACGAUGAAUUUGCUGACGACUACGACGAGACACCUCUUGUCGGUGAGGACGUGUUUGCUUCCAAUGCCAAACAUGGCCGCCACUUCAGCGGCAACUCUCAUGGCAUGGCUUCUCCCCUCUACGACGCAGCGACUGGAAAGGGCAUCGAUCGUAUUCAGUCCAAGGACAUUGUCGCGCUCAUGGACCAUCUUACCGUAAGAGACGCGCAACGCAAUGCGAGGGACACGGAGAUUCUGGUUACGCUUGUUCGCUCUGCGGCGGAGAUGCGCAACCAGCUUGAUGAGCUGAAGGGCUUCAUUAAGGUGCAGGACAACAUGAUCAUGAACACCACGGAGAAGAGGGUGGACGUUGCCGAACAACGCAUCUUGGGCGGCCCACGACCACAGCCUUUUGGGUCACCGCGCGUUCCUCGGUCCACCUCUGACGACAUGGAGGCCGAGGCGAAGAAGAAGAACGUCUUCAAGCGUGCACUCAAGGGCCUGAGCAUGAAAGGUGACAGCGACAUCAAAAACAUCGAAGCUAUGCUCAUGCAACUGCUCGGUGACGUGGAAGGUCUGAAGCAAGUUCAGCAGCUGCAGUUGGAGCAGAACAACCGCUCGAACAGUCUCACCUCUUACGAGAACUUGAGGGCUAGCGGAGAUCCUGGCUAUGAACCGGAGGGUCGCGCCAACACUGCUUCGUCGCCAAACCAGUCCGGAUACCUCUCAAAUCCGGCCUCUUCGUCACGUCGCAUCAACGACCUGCACUCCGGAUACGAUGUUGUGCAGACGAACCGCAUAAGCACUGUACACGAAGAUGACGAGGAGUAUCUCGAGCGCGAGCCUCGGUACGAGAACAGCGAGCGUAUGACAACACCCACACAAGAAGCUUUCCACAACAGGAGCCUAUCACAGGAGAAGGCGUCUCCUCAGCCAGCCAGGACUAGUCAAAGCCAGAGCCAAGAGGACACACCGAAGAAGAACAAGCACAAGUCCAACUCAUCUUCCAUCUUCGGCAUCCCCAAGAUCUCGCGCUGGUCAAAGACGACAUCCUCGACUGAGCCUCGCAACAGCGUAGAGAAGCGUCCGUACUCUUCGCACUCGCGCUCGAGCUCACAGAAAAGCUACGACUCGUACGAUGACGAAUACUCCCAGGAUGGUGAUCGCAACGACAACCGCCCACGCUCCGCUCGCACCGGCGACGACCGCUCAUUCCGUUCCGCAGACGACCACUCCGUGCGCUCGCCCUCGCCCUUGAUUCCUGAGGAGUAUGAGACAGAGGAUCCCAAGUACCACGCCCACCGCAACAGCUUGAACCUGCAGCAUCCGCAGCCGCGCGCUGGACCCACCGGCCGCCAUCAGAACCAUCUCGAGACCCAGGCCCAGGUUUACGUACCUGACAAUGUCAGUGGCGUUAGUGGGAGUGGUAUCGCCUCGCCUGACUACGACCAGUGGGGUAGCAUGCCCAGUCUCGCACGCAACAGGAUGAGCGCCGGCACCGCUAGCUACAACCCCGGCAACCUGUCUCCUAUCUCAAGCGACGGUGGCUACUCUGGACACUCGGCAAGCGAGCAGACGGGCCGCAUCGCCCAGCCGCAGAAGAUCGUCGACGAUGGCCCGCUUAUCCCACCCAACAGCGGUGUGCUCGCUGGGUAUGGCCAGACGAGGCAGAUGUAUAGCAGCCCGAAUGAGUUUGGGUCUCAGGGCGUGUUGACGCCGCUCGCGCCGAUUGCGGAGGUGAGGUACAGUCUUGAGACGGAUAGGGGUCACUAUCGCAGCUCACCUACUCCCUCUCCCCGGCCCAGCAGCGCACACCUCCGCGCAUCUACUCAGCAAUCCCCGCAGCGCAAGAUCACGGGUCCCCGGCCCAUGGGCCCUCGUUCCCCUGCUCCAGGCGCGAGUCCGCUCCGCCAGUCCCAGCAGCAGCAGGAGCUGAACAGAGAUGAUACGGUGAUCCGCCGCAAACCUGUGGGUGCGCCGAGCCAUACCGAUACGGAGAGUUUGCUGAGCUACCGCACAUCUAUUGACGGCAGUGAUGACGGACGGAGUGAGACUUUCUAG
Molecule: messenger RNA, 5388 nt
Organism: Macroventuria anomochaeta
Lineage: Eukaryota; Fungi; Ascomycota; Dothideomycetes; Pleosporales; Didymellaceae
Exons: 2
Coding region: 1-5388 (1795 amino acids)
Source: RefSeq, a predicted model, not a curated record